Messenger RNA from Thyridium curvatum, 1404 nucleotides. RefSeq lists its product as uncharacterized. The record is from RefSeq and is a predicted model, not a curated record. Bases 1 to 1404 code for a protein of 467 amino acids. The transcript has a single exon. Lineage: Eukaryota; Fungi; Ascomycota; Sordariomycetes; Thyridiales; Thyridiaceae.
AUGGCGCGACCACUCAAUGGAUGGGGCCAUGAGCCGUACGCACCUUCUAGAUCAGCACCCUACUAUCGCCAGGAGCCUCCCAGGGAAGUGAGGGACCCCAGAGACAGGGUACAGCUGCCUGGGCCGGCCACUCUCUUCACCGCUGUGAACCACGCCCACCAGGUUGGAAACCGCGAGUCUCAGUAUGGCGUGGGUGGCAGCAGCCGGGCCUCGUACUACACCGAGUAUGCUACUCCGUCCCCCGUGGGACAGACACCUCCACAGCUUCCCGCCCCAGGCAGCGAAGGUCACCACCAAAUGGCAGCGUCCCUACCGCCGAGACGCCCGGUAGAUGUGCGGCUGUCGCCCACUCAAUCCUCGAUAUCGAGUGACAGGUCGGACGAUGUGGACACCUACCGACAUCAGAUGAAAGCGCACCGAGUUAGCCAACCAUUGCCGCCGCGCUUAAACACGACACAAUUUCCGUAUCCGCCCCGCGAACAGCAUCGCCACUCCGAGUCGCCCUCCUCGGCGAGCUUGGGGAAGCUUCCGCAAGUGUUCCCGACCAUGAAUGGACAAUACUCGUCCCACUCCUCGCAUCACCCGGCCAGCCCAUCCUCUAUACACCCCAUCACGACUUCACCACGAAGCGAGGCCAAGCAGAUGUCCAUUACCAACCUCCUCACUCAUGACGGACCCCGGCAUGAUAGCACCCACUCAUGCAAAGCGCCCAUGCCGAGUCCGGCGCGCUCGACCGUCUCCGAAUACCGGAUCCGCGUCCGGCAACAGCCCGUCGCUGCCCGAUCAUGCGGCUUCGGCGAGCGAGACCGCCGAGUGAUUGACCCGCCACCCAUCGUGCAAUUGACCAUCGACGAUGCGGACGCCACCCAGGCGGAGCUCAGCCAGCGCAUACGCCACCCGUUCUCCGUCGUGCACUGCUCGAUAUGGGACGAGACGGGCGCGCACGACACGUCUGCCAUGCCCGAGGACUACCGGCAGCAGCGUAGGCUGAUGGGCACCCUGGUGGCCUCGCCUUUCGUCGGGAUGGACGAGAACGGCGAGGAGGGCUGCUUCUUCUGCUUCCCGGACCUCUCGUGCCGCACGCCCGGCUCGUUCCGGCUCAAAUUCUCGCUCGUCAUACUCGACCCCAUGGGCAUGAGGCCCGGCGGGUCGUCGCCCAUCGUGGCCAGCGUCAUGUCGGAGGUCUUCACCGUCUACAACGCCAAGGACUUCCCCGGCAUGCAGGCGUCGACGGCGCUGACCAAGCGGCUCAAGGAGCAAGGGUGCCUCAUCUCCAUCAAGAAGGGCAACGACAAGGCCGGCGGCGGCGGUGGUGCCACCCACGGGCGAGACGAUAGCGACGAGGACGGCGACGAGGAAGGGGGAGGGUCCUCCAAGGGCCGGAAGCGCCAACGGAAGAGUUAG